This is a messenger RNA of Trypanosoma rangeli, 447 nucleotides long. RefSeq lists its product as uncharacterized. The record is from RefSeq and is a predicted model, not a curated record. Bases 1 to 447 code for a protein of 148 amino acids. The transcript has a single exon. NCBI's taxonomy places the organism in Eukaryota, Euglenozoa, Kinetoplastea, Trypanosomatida, Trypanosomatidae.
AUGUUUGAACGUGCUGAGGCUGCGAAGCUACGUCGGCUGCUAGGCAUUGUCACGCGACACUUUCGCGCAUCUCACGCUGACGGCGUGGGACACUCGGAUGUGGCAGGCACGCAGCGUCCCGCACACGACGCCGCUAUGACGUUUUCUGCGGCGGCGCCUUCAUCCUCGGUGGGCCGCAUGGUUGUGGUGGUCUCAUCGCGGAAGGAGCAGGACGCGGUGUUUCCGCAACUGCUGGCCGGGCUGCGGGGGAGUGACGCGGUGCCCUCCCACGGAGAGAGAGAGAAAGAGAUGGGGCAGGAAACGGAGGAGCUUUCGCCCCCACGCACGGCAUGGACGGCAACUCGCUCGCAUCACUUGAGAAGGACGUGGCGAACACGGUGGCGGUGCUCUUGCGCCUGCCAGCACGUUUCUUAUGGGCCCCACGUGUGGGAAGGGACGCAACGAUAG